UGCCCCGCGGCGGCCAAGAUGGCGGCGCCCAUGGCGGCGGUGCGUUCCGUACGCUGGGCCGUGCGGGCCGCAGUGGCGGGGCCGCUCCUGCCGGGCCCAGCCCGGUUCCCGCGGCCCGCCCGCUGCAGCGGCAGCAGCUCGGCGCUGGGCAGCAUCCUGGGUAUCCCCGCAGAGAGGCCGCCCGGGGCGCUGGGCCCGCACCCGCCGCCCGUUGCCACCAGCAGAAAGGAACAAGAGCGGUUGCUGCAGGGUCAGCCCGACCAGCCCCGCAACCCCAGGGUCCUGAGGAUCGCCAUCAUCGGGGCGCCCAACGCGGGGAAGUCCACGCUGUGCAAUCGGCUCUUGAGCAGAAAGGUUUUCCCUGUCUCUAAGAAAGUGCACACAACACGGUGCAAAGCCCGGGGUGUUGUCACCUAUGAGGACACGCAACUGAUCAUUCUGGACACACCUGGCCUCACUAAUGCCUUUAAAGUCAAAAGACAUAAAUUGGAUGAAGCCAUGCUGACGGACCCGUGGGACAGCAUGAAACACGCGGAUUUAGUUCUGGUUUUGGUGGACGUGUCUGAUCACUGGACGCGAAACUCCCUGAGCAAGGAGGUGCUGAAGUGUCUGUCUGACUUUCCCCAGGUCCCCAGUGUCCUGGUUCUGAACAAGGUGGAUCUGCUAAAGAAGAAGUUUAUCCUGCUGGAACUAGUUAAUGAGCUAACGGAGGGGAUUGUAAAUGGAAAGAAACUGGAAGUGAGAGCUGCAUUUGAACAGGACUCCAGUUCUUCAGCAAAGUUUCCUCUUCAGAUCACUCAGGCUCCUCCACCUGAGAACAGGGCCCCUGAUUCAAGCCUGGGUCAAGCCCGAGGUGGCUCUGGCUUGGACAACAAUGGUGUGAAGGCUUCAGAGUCCAGCCUUGUCAUAGAAAAACCACAAGGGCCAACUCACGGUGGACCCACAGAUCUGAAAGAGAGGAAAGGCUGGCCGUGCUUCCAGGAGAUUUUCAUGCUGGCAGCUCUCCAUGGCGAGGAGGUGGAUACGCUCAAGCGGUACCUCCUCAUGCAAGCCAAGCCAGGCCCUUGGGAGUUUCACAGCGAGGUCUUGACCAGCCAGUCACCUCAAGAGAUCUGUAAUAAUAUCAUCAGGGAGAAGAUACUGGAGUACCUGCCACUGGAAGUGCCCUACGGCGUGAUUCAGGUGACAGAGAUGUGGGAGGAGGGACAGAGUGGGGAGCUCCUCAUCGUGCAGAACCUCCUGGUCCCAAGGAAGUCUCAUAUGAUGAUGUUGAUUGGAAGAGGAGGGAAGGUCAUCAGCAGGAUUGCUCAGGAGGCCGGCCAGGACCUGAUGAAUGUUUUCCUGUGUGAUGUCCGCUUGAAGCUCAAGGUGGAGGUGAAGAGUUGAGCUCUUUCCCUGUGUUUUAACAGACUUGAGCUUUCUGGUUGUGCAGAGUCCCGUUUGCCCUGUGGGUAUCUCAGCACCUUUGUUCAAUCCAGAAGCAGAGGGUAAUGGAAUCGGAGUAGAGGGCUGAAGUAGAAUAUAUUAUUCUUUGGGGGAACGGCCCAAACUGAAAUAAAAUCUUCACACCUGCCACUCUGUGGAGCCCUUGGCACAGAGGAGAGUGGAGCCCAGCACCCUGCUGAGCUCCACAUGGACCUGGUGGUUGGGGGCUUGAGUUUCCUCUCCCUGUGAGCCUGUGCUCAGGUGUUUGGAGCCAGAAAUCCAGGUAAAUCCCUAUGUGCUGUUAUGCAUUAACAUCCCUGAGCAAGGAGAGCCCGGGCUGCUGCCCCAACAGUGAGGAGAUCUGGGGUUCUGCUCCUGCCUGGAACUUGUGGAGCAAAUCUGUGCCAACCAGCACAAGGUCAAGGAGCUGAUUUACCAGCACUGAGAAAAAAAUCCUGUAUCUGAGCUGCUGGAGAGUAUUCCACUGACAGGGAUGCAUUGUGGAUCAUCCAGGAGCCAGGAGGAGAAGCUGCUGUUGAGGGGCUGCCUUGCCUCCAGGACACUGGAAUGCUGCUGUUUUGUAUUUCCCUUGCAAUAAAAUGAGGUCCCAGCACAAC
Messenger RNA from Strigops habroptila (Kakapo), 2042 nucleotides. RefSeq names its product Era like 12S mitochondrial rRNA chaperone 1 (gene ERAL1). NCBI's taxonomy places the organism in Eukaryota, Metazoa, Chordata, Aves, Psittaciformes, Psittacidae. Gene Ontology annotation, biological process: ribosomal small subunit assembly. The record is from RefSeq and is a predicted model, not a curated record. The transcript is spliced from 11 exons. Gene Ontology annotation, molecular function: ribosomal small subunit binding; rRNA binding; GTP binding. The coding region runs from base 19 to 1386 and encodes 455 amino acids. Gene Ontology annotation, cellular component: mitochondrial matrix.